AAUACAAUCGAUAUUGAGCGACCUUGUAGGUGACACAAGUAUAUUAUAUAAAUUAAAUUAUAGCAUGUCGGUUUGCCGAUUAUGUAUUCGCGAAUAGUUUUAACAGAUAUUUGCGUUGACUAAGUAAAGCGACAAAAAUGAGUUCGAUACCGGAAUUUUUAAACGUUAAAGAAGGGUGUCCGUCAGGAACCUGUAGUCCAGUUCUUUCUUGGUCUCCUUUGCCGCAAAAAAGGCAAUUAAACUUUAUUAAAAAUUCCAGCAGCAAUAAUAAGAAUUAUAACGAAAACAAACAACCAUUAUAUCCAAACUGUGACUUUACCAUUUGGUUGAGGUCUUGUCAAGAAGAAAUAAAAUUUCCUAUAUAUGGAAAAAUUUCAGGUGAUAUUCCAAAAUGGUUGAAUGGUUCUUUGAUUCGCAACGGACCUGGAUCAUUAAAAGUGGGUGAUGAGGAAUUUACACAUCUUUUUGAUAGUUCAGGAUUGCUGCACAAAUUCGGUAUAAAAAAUGGUGAAGUAACCUACCAAUGUCGUUUCUUGCAGUCAGAUGUGUAUAAGAAAAAUUGGAAAGCAAAAAGAAUUGUCCAUAGCGAAUUUGGUACAAAAAUUGUAGAAGAUCCUUGUCAUUCCAUAUUUAAGAGGAUUGCCACUGUGUUUAGUAAGGAAGUUUCAGAUAAUUCUAUGAUUUCCGUAUAUCCUUUCGGUGAUGAAUUGUACGCAUUUGGAGAAACAUCCAUGAUUCAUCGUAUAGAUACGGAAACGUUGGAAACCAAAGAAAAAGUGAAUAUUGGCGAAUAUGUUUCGAUUGUGAGUCAUACAUCUCAUCCACAUGUUUUGAAAUCUGGUACAGUCUAUAAUUUAGGAAUGUCUAUUUCUUCUUCUGGAAUAUAUCAUAAUAUAGUGGAGUUUCCACAAACUGAAACCGGUUUUUCUAAAUCCAUGUUUGAAAAAGCUCGUAUAGUUGCUUCAGUUCCAGCAAGAUGGCGUUUACAUCCCUCUUACAUGCAUAGUUUUGGUAUAACAGACAAUUAUUAUAUAAUUGUAGAACAACCAUUGAGUAUAUCAGUUCUUGGUCUCAUUUCAUCAAAACUAAACAAUGAGCCUUUAGCAGGUUGUUUCAGAUGGUACCACGAAGAAUAUACCAGAAUAACGGUUAUUUCUAGAACCAAUGGAGAAGUAUUUGAAACAUUUUUUGCCAAAUCAUUUUUCUAUUUACAUAUAAUCAAUCAGUAUGAAAUGGAUAAUCAUAUAGUUUUAGAUAUCUGUAUGUACAAAGACCCUUCAAUGUUGGACUGUAUGUACAUUGAAACAAUGAAGACAAUGCAACAAAAUCCUGAUUAUGCAAAAAUGUUUCGAGGACGUCCUGCAAGAUUUGUUCUACCUCUAGAACCUAAUCGAGAUGCAGCAGAAAGUAGAAAUUUAGUUACUUUGAAAAAUGUGCGCGCUAAAGCGUACUACAUGUCCAAUAAAAAGAUUUUAGUAGAACCAGAGAAACUUUGUGAUAUAGGAUGUGAAACACCAAGAAUUAAUUAUGAAAAUUACCUGGGUAAACCUUACAGAUACUUCUAUGCAAUUAGUGCAGAUGUUGACGCAGAUAAUCCAGGAACUCUCAUAAAAGUAGAUGUUUCAUCACAUUCAACCAAAACAUGGUGUGAGAAAAAUUGCUAUCCAAGCGAACCUAUAUUUGUACCUUGUCCGGAUUCCAAGGUUUGUUUCCUAGAUAGAAAGUGGGUUAAUAAGUCAGCGACUUUCCGAACGAAAUGUACAUCAAAAUCAUUUUAUUUUUCAAUUAGUGUCUUUUUGAGCUCGUUCAACAUUUAUCUAAUUUAUUCCAUACAAAUUAAGUUCUUCAAGGUUAUUUUUUGUGAGAUUAUUUCAUCAUUGGCAGUCAAAUAUGUUGGGCAAAAAGUCCCCUUAUCAAGCUUAUCCUUUGUUUGAGUCGUGGUUUACAAUUCCUCCUCAAAUUACGAUCUUUUAUGGUACUAACGGUUAUAAAACACUAAACACUAAAUGAGAACCCGUUCAAAUUUUAACAGAAAUCGAAAGAUGUCAAUUAACGAGUACAGCGUUGUCAUUUUAGUUGAGUAACGGUUAAUUUAAAAAGUUGCGGACUGACUCACCCAUUUAGUUCAUUUCAAGUAUGUAACUAAUUGAUGCGAUUGUGAUUACAUUCUCUUCAUUAUUAGACUGAGGAUGAAGGUGUAAUUCUGUCGGCGAUGGUGUGGGGAGAAGAAGAUACCAAUCACGUCGGUUUGUUAAUCCUAGAUGCUGUAACAUUUACUGAACUAGGUAGAGCAGAUUUUCAAACACUUUCUCCAGCUCCAAAAUGUUUACACGGUUGGUACCUCCCAUCAUAAUGAAAAAUACUUGAAUAAAUUUAAAAUAAGCAUAUAUUGUUAUAAAUACAAUGUUUUCGAUAAAUAAUAAACUGUAUAAUCAACAAUAAAACAGUUAAUAGAAUAUUCUAGCUAAUGUAAUACAACUACAUACAAAUGUACUUUGAAAUAAAUAAAAACGUGCUUCAUUUCUAA
This is a messenger RNA of Diorhabda carinulata, 2527 nucleotides long. It is a transcript of the gene ninaB, whose product is annotated as carotenoid isomerooxygenase. Gene Ontology annotation, molecular function: beta-carotene 15,15'-dioxygenase activity; carotenoid dioxygenase activity. Gene Ontology annotation, biological process: carotene catabolic process; retinal metabolic process. Bases 138 to 1934 code for a protein of 598 amino acids. Lineage: Eukaryota; Metazoa; Arthropoda; Insecta; Coleoptera; Chrysomelidae. The transcript has 12 exons. The record is from RefSeq and is a predicted model, not a curated record.